GUUGUAUCGUAUCGAAAAGAACCUGAUAUUAUGCAGUUGGGUGAGAGAUUGAGUUUGCGAGUGACCAGGCCGAAGAGCCGAUGAUACUGUUGUUAACGUGCUUGUGUUUUCUCCCGGUGCGAUUGAUUAUCUGGUGUUUUGGCUUCAGGAGUCGAGGAGUAAAAAAGGUACACAAACAAAGCGCUUUCUACCUGCUAACCAAACACGCUAUCACAGAUUCAGUUGCAUCCCAAUAUCAGUCCAGUCAUGACGGUGGUAAUGUGUCGCGAGGCUCUGGAUUCGCGAAACUCCAAUUAUAUGCGUCCACCACGCCAAUAGUCGCCUCGAUGCUUAUCUCAUUGUUGGCGUAUACUGGAGCUGUGAUUAUCUUGGGACGGGAGUGGUGCAUCCAAUUAGGGGACUGGUGUCACUUUGUAUCGAAUGGAUGGUGAUGAAGUGGGAUUAUCUUGUGGAAGUAUGUAUAUCACCAUGGUCAAAAUAUGUAAAUGGCAGAGUUCCGGGUUGGUUUGUGGAGGCUUGGUGGAUGCUAUUAUAUGGCGCAGGUUACAUGCCACUGACGCAUAAGUUACAGAAGAAGUGUCGCCGGUGGCGUUUGC
Suillus fuscotomentosus is the source of this 596-nucleotide messenger RNA. RefSeq lists its product as uncharacterized. The coding region runs from base 81 to 431 and encodes 116 amino acids. Lineage: Eukaryota; Fungi; Basidiomycota; Agaricomycetes; Boletales; Suillaceae. The record is from RefSeq and is a predicted model, not a curated record. The transcript is spliced from 2 exons.